AUGCAAUUCUCCAUUCUUCUUGCGCUUGUUGGCUUUGCCUCUGCUGCCACAUACUACACCUCCACACCGAGCUACAGCAACAAUUAUAGAAGUUGCUCAUCUUCCUAUGAGUGCUCAUCCGGUCAGACUUGCUCGAAUGGACAAUGCAUGAACUCGCUUAGCUACAACGGAGGGGUCUACUCCAACAAUCAGUACGAUAUGAACAGCCAAUACGGAACCACUGGAUCCGGAGUCUAUUGUACCACAUCCUACUCGUGCCGUUCUGGAGAGACUUGCAUGAACAACAGAUGCCAGAGCAGCUACUCCAACAACAACAUAUACGGAAGCAACAACAACAUGUAUGGAAACCAAUACAGCUCUGGAUCCAUGACUUGCCGUUACACCACUGACUGCAUGUCGGGACAAAUGUGCUCCAAUGGAAUGUGCGUUGCUCAGUACGGAACAUCUUACAACAAUGCUAUGUACUCCUCGUCCACUGGAAACUACUGUACCUAUGACAACACCUGUGGACUCAACCAAAGAUGUGUCAACAACAUGUGCCAAUCCACUGGAUCUAGCUCCUACUAUGGACCUGGAUCUUCUGGAUACAACACUUAUGGAAACUCCAACCAAUACGGAGGAUCCAACACUAGAUGCACCUACAACUCUGACUGUGGAUCCAACAGAUAUUGCUCAUCUGGAUACUGCAGCAGCUACGUGCUCAGACAGAAGAGAAGCUCUUAA
This is a messenger RNA of Caenorhabditis briggsae, 723 nucleotides long. The coding region runs from base 1 to 723 and encodes 240 amino acids. The record is from RefSeq and is a predicted model, not a curated record. Lineage: Eukaryota; Metazoa; Nematoda; Chromadorea; Rhabditida; Rhabditidae. The transcript has 5 exons.